AUGUUGAAAGCAGCAAAGCGCGAGAAGGUGUCACAGGACGUGGAAGGCCCCUACUGUAAGAUCGGUGUGUCGUGUAUGCAGGGAUGGCGCUGGUUCAUGGAGGACGCUCACGCCGUCGUUGCCGACCUUGACACUAAAGGUAUGGCAUAUGUGGGAGUCUUCGAUUCCCACAUCUCUCCAAGAGCAGCCCAGUUCUGCGCCCAGAACAUGCACGCUCGCAUCCUAGAUCGCGCUCCUCUCGAUGAUCUCGGCCUCGUCCUCCACAAAUCCUUCAUGGACAUGGAUGGGGAGUUCCGGGGCACCAUAAAGGACCCAUCGGAUCCAGACUCGGUGUUUCGUGCCGGGGGCUGCACGGCCACGGUGGUGCUGCUGAGCGACCGCGGCACAAAGGUGACGGUGGCGGGCGUGGGCGAUUGCCGGUGCGUGGCUUCCAGGGCCGGGGUGGCGGAAGAGCUGAGCCGGGAUCACAAACCGGACCUCCCUGACGAGAGAGAGCGCAUCGAGGCCGCGGGUGGCAGCGUUACUUUCGGGCGGCUCAAGGAUCUCAACGUGAGCAGGGGCAUCGGGGACUACCGCCUCAAGAUCCCGGCCGACCUUCCGCCUGAGAAGCAGCAGCUGAGCGCAGCACCGGAGAUCAGGGAGGCGACGGUGGUUGGUGAUCCGGGGAUUGAGUUUGUGGUGGUUGCGUCGGAUGGUGUUUGGGAGUGCCGAUCCAGCCAGGAGGUGGUGGACUUUGUGCGUGGCAAGCUGAUGGAGAGUGAGAGCCAAGGAGGGCCAUUGGUAUCAAGGAUUUGCGAGGAGCUUAUGGAUUCUUGUGUUAAGGCUAAGAAUCCCAAGGAUAAGGACGAGCCAGGGACAACGGACAAUAUAACUAUGGCCAUCCUCGUUCCAGUGCCAGCAUGCGUUUGAGCUUAUAAAUCAAGGUGGGGAAUGGGGAAAUCGUGCUUUGUAUCUCGCGCUCCAAUACUAUGUGUGCGAAAAAUUUUAGGAAAUUUUUUAGGAAACUGAAAACCUUGUAAGCAGCCU
Molecule: messenger RNA, 1026 nt
Organism: Selaginella moellendorffii
Lineage: Eukaryota; Viridiplantae; Streptophyta; Lycopodiopsida; Selaginellales; Selaginellaceae
Product: probable protein phosphatase 2C 11
Exons: 1
Coding region: 1-909 (302 amino acids)
Biological process (GO): protein dephosphorylation
Molecular function (GO): protein serine/threonine phosphatase activity
Source: RefSeq, a predicted model, not a curated record